UUUCUCUUCUUGUGACAACGUGGGGAUUAGUUGCACGCAAAUUUUAAAAUCUGUCAAAAAUGGCAAGUACCGUAACUAAAAUUUCCCGAUCUCUCUUGAAAACUACUGCAGGGGGUGUUCGGAACUCCAGGGCAACUCUAUUAAAAUCACAAAUUCGCCAAUAUGGUACUGACAAACGUAUUGUCGUGGAAAAACCAGUGGUGGAAUUGGAUGGUGACGAGAUGACUCGAGUCAUCUGGGAAAAAAUUAAGGAGAAGCUAAUUUUUCCUUAUCUGAAACUGGAAUGUCUGUACUAUGACCUUGGCCUUCCCUACAGAGAUCAAACUAAUGACCAAGUAACUUUUGAUGCUGCAGUGGCUAUCCAGAAGCACAAUGUGGGUAUUAAAUGUGCCACUAUCACGCCUGAUGAGCAGAGAGUUGAAGAAUUUAAGUUGAAGAAAAUGUGGCCUAGUCCCAAUGGUACAAUCAGAAACAUCUUAGGAGGCACUGUGUUCCGUGAGCCCAUUAUCUGCAAGUCUAUCCCUCGAUUGGUGCCUGGUUGGACAAAGCCUAUAGUUAUUGGAAGGCAUGCUCAUGGAGAUCAGUACAAAUGUACAGAUUUGGUAAUUGAGAAGCCAGGCCGUGUAGAAUUUUUGUAUACUCCUCAUGAUGGCAGUGAACCUCGCAAAGUGGAGAUCUUCAAUUUUCAAGAUUCUGCAGGUGUUAUCAUGGGCAUGUACAACACUGAUGAAUCUAUUAAAGGAUUUGCCCGAAGUUGCUUUGAAUAUGCUGUCAGUAAGAAAUGGCCUCUUUAUUUAAGUACAAAAAAUACUAUCCUUAAGAGAUAUGAUGGCCGAUUCAAAGACAUCUUUCAAGAAAUCUAUGAAAGAGAUUAUCAAAGUAAAUAUGAGUCUUUGGGCAUCUGGUAUGAGCAUAGGUUGAUUGAUGAUAUGGUUGCUCAAGCUCUCAAAUCCUCUGGUGGUUUUGUGUGGGCCUGCAAGAAUUAUGAUGGAGAUGUACAGUCAGAUGUUGUAGCACAAGGUUAUGGCUCUUUGGGUCUGAUGACUAGUGUAUUGGUGUGCCCAGAUGGAAAGACUAUUGAAUCUGAAGCAGCUCAUGGAACUGUCACUCGACAUUAUCGAGAACACCAAAAGGGUAGACCUACUAGUACAAAUCCUGUUGCUAGCAUUUUUGCUUGGACUAGAGGUUUGGAGCACAGAGCAAAAUUAGACGGAAAUGGUGACCUUAAGAGGUUCUGUAAAGUUUUAGAAAAAGCUUGUGUAGAUACUAUAGAUUCAGGGAAAAUGACUAAAGAUCUUGCAGGAUGUAUCCAUGGACUGAAAAAUGUCAAAGAAUCUGACUAUCUGUAUACUAUGGACUUUCUGGAGGCUAUUUCUGAAGAAUUAGAGAAGCAGCUCAAGCUCUAAGAAGAAUAGAAUUAAAGAAAAAUCUCAUUUCAUUCAUCAGGGGAUUGGUUAAAUUAUGCAUAGAAUUUAGCAAAUGGAUGCACAUCACAGGCUUUUCAUACUUUUAAUAUUUUUUUUCUAAUUCCUUUUCUCACUCUUUUAAUCAGAAUAAACAAAAGUUAUAGUUAAGACCUUGAGGCUAAAAUAUCUUGUUAGCAAUUAUUAUAAAUUUGUUUAAAUUUUAUGUUUUUGACUUAUAUUUAAAAAUAUUUUUAAACCGUCGUUCUUACUCAUAUUGAAUCAUAAUGCAUAUUUUGCUCAUUAAUUAAAUUUUGUGCGGCAUGUGAAUUGCUGGCAAUUACUAGUAAAUGUUUCCUCAUUAUUGAAUUUGUUGAGCUUAUCUAAAAUGUCCUCUGUUAAAUUUUAUAUUAUUUUGUGUAAAGAAACGUUCAUUAUAUAACAGGGUAUUAAAAAUGACUUAUUUGUUAUUUUUAUUGCUGCUAAAAUUUUGAUUCAUUGUUAUAUCAUUUAAAUUAUUUAUUCAAAUCAUCAUUUUAUUUCAAAUGAAACGAAAUUAUUCAUAUGUCAUGAAUUGAAUAAAUAUAUAUUUUUCUCUUUUUUAGAAAAUACUAUAUGUUAAAAUGUAUCCAUAUUUCUUGUAAAUUUUUUAAAAAGUAGUUAUAAUAGUUGAGUUUUUGUAUUCCUUUAAUGAAUUUCCCUCUUCCUUUGUUUAAAAGGCAGCUUGUAUAUUUUUCUGGGCCUAAAAAGUCAUUCGUUUGUAUUCAGGGUAAAACAAAGAUUGGUUUUAUUCACAGUUUGGAAUAGAUGAGUUAAGAAAACAACAUUCCAUGAUGAUGAGAUGCUUGUUAUUCAUGAUUAAUUAAAGAAAUUAGAUGUGGUCAAAUUCUAUACAAAAAAGGAAUUUUGUGACAAGAACAAUUAUUUGCUAAAUUUUAUUGCCUAAAAAGCAAAUAUUUCUUAAAACUCUUCAUAAUUCUCAAUAGCAUUAAAAGAAAUGUAUAAUAUUUUCACUUAUUGUAAUGUUACAUGUGCAUAUUAGUAUUUGUAUUAGUAGAAAAAUCCCUGUAAAAUAUUCUGAGGUCUCCAAUCUUCGUUAAAAUUCCUUGAAAUUUUUUUUAUAGAAAUGUACAUCAUAUUAUGAGCAUCAAUUGUGAGUUUUUAACCUUUUGGGUAUUGCCUUAUAAUUCUGGCAUUUAAUAACAUCUGUAUAUUUCACAAUGCUAUUUUUACUGUACACACUUUAAAAAAUUUAUUUUCUUAUCAAAUUAACAAUAGCUUAUCAUGCAAAUAAUAGCUGUUUUAAAUGCAUCAUUUAUUAUUUGUAGCAGUUCUAUCAAGCUGAAAUUCUUGUAAAUUAAACUUUUUCAAUUUUUCUUGCACUGUAAAAAGAGGUAUAGAGCUUGAGAGGAUGAUUGUGAUAUGCAUGUUGUACCAUGUCUAAUGUGCAUUUAAUUUAUUGAUUGCUGUUAAAAUAGUGUACUGUUUCAAUUGAUACCAUUUUUCUACCAAUAAAGUCAUCUCUUACCAAA
Molecule: messenger RNA, 2935 nt
Organism: Argiope bruennichi
Lineage: Eukaryota; Metazoa; Arthropoda; Arachnida; Araneae; Araneidae
Product: isocitrate dehydrogenase [NADP], mitochondrial-like
Exons: 11
Coding region: 60-1406 (448 amino acids)
Biological process (GO): isocitrate metabolic process
Cellular component (GO): mitochondrion
Molecular function (GO): magnesium ion binding; isocitrate dehydrogenase (NADP+) activity; NAD binding
Source: RefSeq, a predicted model, not a curated record